Gongylonema pulchrum is the source of this 444-nucleotide messenger RNA. The record is from the annotation of a GenBank genome assembly. NCBI's taxonomy places the organism in Eukaryota, Metazoa, Nematoda, Chromadorea, Rhabditida, Gongylonematidae.
AUGCCCAUGUAUUCUGGGUACCGAGGUAUUUUCGCGCAGCGUGAUGCCUUCGUUAAAGCAACCGAGAAAGUUCGAACAGAAGUGAACCGAACCCGAGGCGCAACAAAAGAAAGAGUGGCAGUAUUUGGAGGAGCACGAGCGUGCACAUUGAGCAAAGUGCUGGUGGAAAGCGAGCAUGUAGCUAUAAAAACAUCAGGGAAGCAACUGCUGUUUAGCAGCUGGAGCGAACUGAUAAGCAGCCCUUGGGAAAUGGAUCCCUUCACGGGAAUUGGAAUUUUUCUUUUGGAUGUGGACGUAAAGGAGCAAGAUGUUGAAGAAAUAGUAGCCGAGCUACAGAAACGUCCUGAUGUGCAGGCAGUGAUCAUGGUGCCGCCAUUCGAAAAGGGCCACGAACAAGCACUGCAGAAAAUGAAAGAGUGGUUUAUGGCAAUGAAGGUGAAGUAG